AUGGUUCGCGGACCCAAAAAGCAUUUAAAGCGUGUCGCCGCCCCUCACCACUGGCUUUUAGACAAGCUCUCUGGUACUUACGCUCCCAAGCCUUCUGCUGGUCCUCAUAAGGCUCGUGAGUGCCUUCCCUUGAUCGUCUUCUUGCGCAACCGUCUUAAGUAUGCUUUGAACGGUCGUGAGGUUAGAGCUAUUCUCAUGCAACGUUUGAUCAAGGUCGACGGAAAGGUUCGUACUGACAACACUUUCCCUACUGGUUUCAUGGAUGUUAUUAGCAUUGAGAAGACUGGUGAACACUUCCGUCUUGUUUAUGAUAUUAAGGGACGUUUCACUGUUCACCGCAUCACUGCUGAAGAAGCCAAGUACAAGCUUUGCAAGGUUAAGCGUGUCCAAUUGGGUGCCAAGGGUAUUCCUUUCAUCGUCACUCAUGACGGCCGUACCAUUCGCUACCCUGAUCCUUUGAUCAAGGUCAACGAUACCGUCAAGCUUAACUUGGAAACCAACAAGAUUGAAGGAUUCAUCAAGUUUGAUACUUCUGCCCAAGUCAUGGUCACCGGUGGCCGUAACAUGGGCCGUGUUGGUACCAUCAUUCACCGUGAACACCACCUUGGUUCCUUUGAAAUCAUCCACGUUAAGGAUGCUUUGGACCGUGAGUUCGCUACUCGUCUCUCCAACGUCUUCGUUAUUGGUGAGACCAACAAGAGCUGGAUCUCUUUGCCUAAGGGCAAGGGUGUCAAGCUCAGCAUUACUGAAGAGCGUGACCGCAGACGUGCUCUCAAAGGACUUGCUUAA
Schizosaccharomyces osmophilus is the source of this 789-nucleotide messenger RNA. It is a transcript of the gene rps403, whose product is annotated as 40S ribosomal protein S4. Gene Ontology annotation, molecular function: RNA binding; structural constituent of ribosome. Gene Ontology annotation, biological process: translation. NCBI's taxonomy places the organism in Eukaryota, Fungi, Ascomycota, Schizosaccharomycetes, Schizosaccharomycetales, Schizosaccharomycetaceae. Bases 1 to 789 code for a protein of 262 amino acids. Gene Ontology annotation, cellular component: cytosolic small ribosomal subunit; ribosome. The transcript has a single exon. The record is from RefSeq and is a predicted model, not a curated record.